Messenger RNA from Geosmithia morbida, 1647 nucleotides. Its product is annotated as FAD/FMN-containing dehydrogenase. The transcript is spliced from 3 exons. NCBI's taxonomy places the organism in Eukaryota, Fungi, Ascomycota, Sordariomycetes, Hypocreales, Bionectriaceae. The coding region runs from base 1 to 1647 and encodes 548 amino acids. The record is from RefSeq and is a predicted model, not a curated record. Gene Ontology annotation, molecular function: oxidoreductase activity; FAD binding.
AUGCGCCAUCUCCAAGAGCAUCAACUCGCCGGUCUCGAUGUCCACAAGCGUCCGAACUCCAACAGCAUGCUCCGGCAGAAGGCCACAUCAGCCCGCCGCUCGACGGACGAGGGCCAGUUCCGGGACCCGGGCACCCCCAUGAGCAAAACGAGCGAUACGCAGAUAGGCCGUCACGGAAUCCCCACUUCUCCCAAGAACGAUGAGCCCCAGAGUGAUCGGGAUGCUGCCCACCGGUCCAUUGGCUUCGCCGCUCUGCUGAACUGCCUCCGGGAGGGUGGCAUCCCGGCCCAGGCGACGGACGGGCGUACCUGUCCUCCCGAAGCGAUGAUGCACAACAAGGCCGCCGUCGUCCCCGCUGUUGUCAUCUCCCCACAGUGUAAGCGGGACGUAUCUAGAUCACUCAAACUCAUCAGCGACUUCGGCCUCUACGCCCUGUCCGUCUCGGUUAAGAGCGGCGGCCACGGCUACUUCAACGGCGGCACCUGCCCCGACAUCAUGCUGGACAUGUCAUCCAUGACGAGGCAGAGGGCCGAGAAUGGCGUCCUCUACGCCGAGCCCGGCGGCAUCCUCGGCCAGACGAUCCACACCCUGGCCCGGUACAAGAAGGUGGUCCCCCACGGCGACUGCUUCGGCGUCGGCGUCGGCGGACACUUCCUCACGGCCGGCUGGGACGUCCUGCUGACGCGCCAGCUCGGCCUCGGCUGCCAGUCCGUCAUCGGCGGCCGCGUCGUCCUCUGGGACGGCACGGUCCUGGACGUCAGCGACAAGUCUCACAGGGACCUGCUGCACGCCAUGCGCGGCGGCGCGGCGGCCGGGGUGGGCGUCGUCACCGAGAUCCACCUGCGGCUGGAGGAGCAGCUGGACCGGGUGGCCUGGCGGUUCGCGUCCAUCACGAGGCAGCAGCUGGAGCAUGUCUGCGUCGCGAACGGCGCCUUCGCAAAGGCCCAGAGCCUGCCGCGGGAGAUCUCCGUCUCGUUCCGCCUCCACGUCGAGUCCGGCGAGACAUCUCCGUCUUGCCUGUUCAACAUUGUCAGCACUCUGUCGAGGGAGGACACCAUCAAACAUCUGUACCGGCACCUGGGACGCGAGGUCUCCUCUCUCGUCUGCGACGUCUCCUCCUGGACCGUGGGGUCCCUGAUGGACCUGCGGCUGCUGUCGGCCUCUGACGAGCUGGCAGCGAACCCCGAGAUGCUGGCCGAGAUGGCGGGCAGAGACCUGCACGCGAACGCCCGCAAGUACUGGAGCCACAGAUGCUGCGUCAGCGAGAUGGAGAGGUCCCACCUCACCUCCAUAUCGCACUGGGUCAGGCCGGACUGUGGGCAGAUGCUGCUGGACCUGUAUGAUGCCUUUGACUCGGCCAUGGGCAGCCCUUGUGCCGAGCGCAAGUUUGCGACCGUCAUCCUCGGGGGCGGGCGCAUGUCGGAGCUGCCCUGCGCGAUGCCGCUGGGCGACGCCAUCGCCCGCUUUGAGCAGCACUGGGACGAGCCCGAGCACGAGGCCCCUUGCAGGCAGUUCACCAGCACGAUUUCGGACAUUAUCCAGACCAAGCAUGAUCCCCGUCCUGCCAGGCCUUACCGAGGAGACAUAUGGGACGCAGAGAAAGCCGAGGAUGAGGUGCUGGCGGACGAGGAUAGCAUUAUUGUUUAA